UGGUUCUAUGAAAACAAGAGUUAAUAUAAGAAACGGGGAUAAGAAAAUGGAAUUUAAUGAAGGAAAGAUCAAAGAAUCCUCUAGUUUAAUAGUGGAGAAGGUAAUUAUGGAGAAAAAAGAGGGUUUAUUGCCGGUUAUGGAGGUUUCUUUGGAGUCAGUAACACAUGUUUCAUGUAAUGAGAAUAAAGAGGAAAUAAAAGGGGAUUAUGAGGAAAGAAAUGAAAAGAAAGGGCCUCAGGAUGAGGGUAAUAUGAAAGGAGAUGUGUGUAUGACGUCAUUUGUAUCUGCACAAUUGAAAAAGGCAACUUUGAAGUUUCAUCGUAUAUUUUCGCCUUUUGAACGGGAAACAGAGGGUCAUAAGACUAAAGAAAAUGAUAAAAACAAGGUUGAGAUCAAGGAUAAGGAUUCUGAUAUGUUUUUGAAGCAACAGGAUAUAAGGAAAAAUGGAUGUAAUGAAAAACCGCAAAUAUCUAAUCAUAAGAAUGAAAAUAUUUCUGAUUUCUUUACACUUUGUUCAGAUGGUACUCAUUUUCAUACAUUUCGUAAGGUUUUUCGAGGACAUAGGUUUCGUUUUGUAUUUCGUGAUUUGUUUGGGAUUAUUAAGAAGAGUCGUGCAUAUGCUUUAGAUAAUUCUACACAAAAUCAUUCGGGUUUUAUUAAUAGUUGGAUUGAUAAAAUGAAGCCAGAAAGGUCAAAUUCGUCUAAGAAGGAAAAGAAUCAUUUGAAUUCUGGCUCUAGUUUGUAUGAAAAGUAUGGGCAUUGUCAUGAAAUUAUAGGAAAAGGUGCCUUUGGUGUUGUACGUAUUUCAUAUAAAGUAGAUCCGAAAAAUGCAUAUGCUGAACAGUUUUAUGCUGUUAAGGAGUUUCGUAAACGACCUACUGAAUCUACAAAAAGAUAUACAAAACGUCUUACAUCUGAAUUUUGUAUUUCCUCUACAUUGAGACAUCCUAAUGUCAUUCAUACUCUUGAUCUCAUACAAGAUUCUAAGGGUGAUUAUUGUGAAGUGAUGGAAUUUUGUGCUGGCGGCGAUUUAUAUUCUUUAAUUUUUUCAUCAGGAAAACUCAACAUAAUAGAAGCCAAUUGUUAUUUUAAACAGCUAAUGCUAGGCGUAGAAUAUAUGCAUGAAAUGGGGGUUGCACAUAGGGAUUUGAAGCCAGAAAAUCUUCUUUUAACACAUAACGGUGUUUUGAAGAUUACUGAUUUUGGAAAUGGCGAAUGCUUUAAAAUGGCUUGGGAAAAAAAGGCUCAUUUAACAUGUGGACUUUGUGGCUCUAUCCCAUAUAUUGCGCCUGAAGAAUAUACUGAUAAAGAAUUCGAUCCUUGUGCCGUUGAUAUCUGGGCAACCGGUGUUAUCUACAUGGCAAUGCGUACCGGAUGCCAUUUAUGGCGUAUUGCAAAAGAAAAUGAAGACGAAUUUUACAAAAAAUAUCUUCAAGAAAGAAAAAAACCUUCCGGCUAUCUGCCUAUCGACUCCUUGCUAGAAACAAACUGUAAGAAUGUAAUAUAUUCUAUCUUGGAUCCUUCUCCUGAUCGUCGUAUUACCGCUAAGUAUAUACUUCGUUCUGAAUGGGUACAACAAAUUUUAUUAUGCAAAGCUGGUCAACUUGGCUUUUAAAUCCCCUUAUAUUAUUUCUUUUUUUUAACAAUCUUGCUUUUCUUGC
Pneumocystis carinii B80 is the source of this 1661-nucleotide messenger RNA. RefSeq lists its product as hypothetical. The coding region runs from base 8 to 1615 and encodes 535 amino acids. Gene Ontology annotation, biological process: intracellular monoatomic cation homeostasis; protein phosphorylation; intracellular signal transduction. The record is from RefSeq and is a predicted model, not a curated record. Gene Ontology annotation, molecular function: ATP binding; protein serine/threonine kinase activity. The transcript has 5 exons. NCBI's taxonomy places the organism in Eukaryota, Fungi, Ascomycota, Pneumocystomycetes, Pneumocystales, Pneumocystaceae.